Molecule: messenger RNA, 2633 nt
Organism: Calliphora vicina (urban bluebottle blowfly)
Lineage: Eukaryota; Metazoa; Arthropoda; Insecta; Diptera; Calliphoridae
Gene: Neurochondrin
Product: neurochondrin
Exons: 1
Coding region: 230-2401 (723 amino acids)
Biological process (GO): regulation of neuronal synaptic plasticity; neuron projection development
Cellular component (GO): dendrite
Source: RefSeq, a predicted model, not a curated record
AAGUCGGCUGGUAAAGAUCUCUAAUUUGUGAAUAAAAGCCGAUACUAGAAGUGAAAAUAAAUAAAAUUAUACAUAUUUUCUGAUACAUAGUGGUGAAAGUGUGAACAGAAAGUAAUAUAUAUCUAUAUAUAGAUAUAUAGAUACAUAAAAUAUUUUUAAGAUUUAUAUGAUUUCAAAUAAAUCAUUAUAGAUAAAGAAUUUUACACGUAGUAAAAUCAGAACAGAAAAAAUGGCUGAUGUACCAGAAGCUGUUAAGAAAUGUGCAUCUAUGUUAAAGGUCACCAAAAGUGAUACGGAGAAGUUUGCUACUCUGUUUAUGGUCACGAAAUUGGUGAAGGGCAAGGAUUGUAAUACAGCUGCCAAGAAAUUAUUGUUCGAGGCCAUUGGUUUGACCUUCCUGAAGAAGUUGUUGAGUGGCAAAAAUUUGCCUAAUGAUUGUCCACCUUUGGUGUACAAAAGCGUGGCUUUGUCGAUAUUGACAUGCUUUUGCCAGGAAGAAGAAUUGGCCACCCAUAAGGAUAUUUUGGAUGUCAUACCCACACUUUUGGAAAUUGUAGAACAAGCUGAUGAUGAUGAUUGUGAUGAUAAUUUGAUUGUGGUUAGUGAGGCUUAUAGCUGCUUGAAGUUUAUUGCUUCCUAUGAACCUGGUCAAAAUGCCUUAAUGACCAUGAAGGCCAUACCUAAAAUGUCCCAAAUAUAUUCUGCUCAAAGUUUCCAAACGGACGAGGCAUUGCAAUUGAUCGUGUUGUUGGUCAAUAAGUUUGGUGGAGCUUCCUGGACUGAUGAUCCAAAACCUUUCCAUGCUUUAAUUCAACGCAUUGCUUUGGAUAUGGAGACCGAAAACAAUGAACGUAAAUAUGAAUUGUGUAAAAUUUUGUCAGCCAUAUUGAAGACCAGCAAGAAGGAGUUGAUUUUUAACUCAUUAGAAGGUGAAAUCUGGCCAGAAAGUUUAUUCAAGGGCUGUAGUGAUAUUCUGAAGAGCAAAAUCGGACCAAAACAAAGAGAUCCUACUCUUCAUUUGAUAGCUAAUACCCUUAAAGUCUUGGGUAUUCAAUGGGCUUUUAUGGAUGAUAGCAAUCAAUUCUACUUGAUGAUCUUGCAAAUGGCUGCCAUUGAGGUCAGAAUGCAAAUGGAUGAGAAGAAAUUGGAAGCCACCUUCCGCAACUGUGAAUUAAUACAAUGUUGCUUUACCAUUUUGGAACAAUGCGUCGAGUACAUGGCUAAAGAUAUUUUGGACUUGGAACCCAAGGAGAAACAAACUACUUACACCGCUCUUAAAGGAGCUUUCAAUCAAGUUUUGGCUGUUUUAACACGUGUCUCCAAUGACAAAAUGAAGGAUACUACUAACCCCAAAGAAAAAGCUUUCAUUAGAGGUAGCGUACGCGUUUUGGCUGCUUGGUUGGCCCAGGAAACUACUGCUAUGAGGCCUGCUAUUUACAAGCUCCUGCCCUUCAUGUUUAAGGUAGCCAAUGAAUCAUUUAACGAACUCAAGGAAUGGAGAGCUGGUCCUAAAGAUACAGAGGCUCCUGAGGAUGUACUUAGAGUAAUGUUACCCGCUUUGUGUCAUUUAGUGGUAGAAGAUGAUGCCCGCAAGGUAGUUUUUGCCACUAAACAAGAUGAAGUUUUCCUGCAAAGUUUGGAGUUUUACUUUUCAAUUGCCCACUAUAAAAGACCACCAAUCCCUAGAGCUGAACGCUUGAAACGCAUGAACGAACCAGAUCCCGUUCCCACACCAGAACAACUCGCUGAAAUGAAGGAUGCUCGUACUGCCAUUUGUUCUUUGUGUAACAUUUUAAUGAACUUGACUGUCUUGGAACCCAAACUUGCCGAAGAUGGUCCAUUCUUUGCCAAUCUCUUUAAAUUUGUUUACGAACAUUUGCCCGAACUGAAAGAUACACACGAUAAUCUGGUAAUGCAUGGCAAUUUAUCCGUCUUAGGUUUGUUGUUGCUUAAACAGCAAGCUAAAAAAGUCAAACAGAAUGAUUUCUCAAUUUGCCGUUACGUACAAGCUACCAUACGUUUCCUCUGGGAUGCCUACAAUAUUGAUGAGUCUAAUGAUCCCACCGCUCUAGUGGUGUCUAUUGCAUACAAAGAAUGCUGGAUGGAGUUGUCAGAACUUUGGUUCUUAGGUAUGCAAACAAUGUGUGGUAUCUUGCCAUUGGUCCCCUGGAUAUCCGAAUUCGCCAUUGAGUCUGGUUGGGCUGAGGGCAUUGUUCAGACUUUGAAAAAGGUUAAAAUUGGCACUUUACCAUCUAACGUCAAAUCGGCUUAUGAGGACUUUUUGUCUCAACUUGUGGAGGUCAAUUCAACAGUUACUGCAGUUUUGAAAAAGGCUGAUGCCUUGAGAGUAUGUCGUAAUCACCGUAUGAUGGAAUUGGGCAAGAAACUUUUCGGUGACUAAGACUUUUAUUAGACAUACAUUAAUUUUUUUUUUAUUUUCAUAAAUAUAAGUCUAAAUUUUUAUCUUAUAAACAUAUUUUUUUCUCAAAAACAUUUACUUGUUAGUAAACGAAUUCAACAAAAUUUUUUAUAUAACCUAAUAAACAAUUUUAUAAAAAACUUAAUUUUUAUAUGCAACCAUAUAAAUUUUCUUUAAAAAUUUAAAUAAAAAUUAUUUUAAAAUUACCCCAAAA